This is a messenger RNA of Microplitis demolitor, 1692 nucleotides long. Its product is annotated as guanylate kinase. Lineage: Eukaryota; Metazoa; Arthropoda; Insecta; Hymenoptera; Braconidae. Bases 340 to 960 code for a protein of 206 amino acids. Gene Ontology annotation, cellular component: cytosol. Gene Ontology annotation, biological process: purine nucleotide metabolic process. The record is from RefSeq and is a predicted model, not a curated record. Gene Ontology annotation, molecular function: GMP kinase activity. The transcript is spliced from 2 exons.
GAUAUAAGAUAUAAGGUUAGCUUUUACUUUCAAAGCAAAGCAUCGGCAUCGUGGUUCAGAAUUAAAAAAAUAUUACAAGUGAAUACAAGCAGAAACGAGCAAGUAAGCAAGAGGAUCAGUGGUAAUCAGUGUUGUGUUGAACUUAUAUUUUAAUUAUACAUAAUAAAACUUAACACUGAAUUAUUGUUAUAAGUUAACACGCAGAUACUGAGUAAUAAUGUGACUAUUGGCGGGAAAAUUUUAAAUUAUAAAUUAACCGCAUGGAAAAUUACGUAUGAAAACGUAAUACAUAUAUUUUAAAAGUUGUGUUGAUAAAUAGUAAGCUGUUUGAUAUAAUAUAUGAAUUCAGCAGUAUUUAUUGUGCAAAAAUUAUUCUUCAAUAUGCUUCACAAAACCCCAAGGCCAUUAGUUUUGUGUGGUCCAUCAGGAUCUGGAAAAAGUACAUUGAUUAAAAAAUUAUUUGAUGAAUUUCCAGAUAAAUUUGGUUUUUCAGUAUCACAUACAACAAGACAGCCAAGACCUGGCGAAGAAGAUGGUAAACAUUAUCAUUUUACAAAUAAAUCUAAAAUGGAAGAUGAAAUAAAUAAAGGUGAAUUUAUUGAAACUGCUGUAUUUAGUAAUAAUUUAUAUGGCACGAGUAAAAAAGCUGUUGAAAAAGUUAUUAAUAAUGGAAAAAUAUGUGUUUUGGACAUUGAUAUGCAAGGUGUUAAACAAAUUAAAAAUACUACACUUGAUCCAUUGCUUAUUUUUAUAAAACCUCCGUCGAUUGAAGAAUUGGAGAAACGAUUGAGAAAUAGAAAAACAGAAACUGAAGAAUCAUUACAACGUCGAUUAAAUACUGCUAUUGAAGAAAUAAAAUAUGGUGAUGAGCCAGGUAAUUUUCAUCGGGUAAUUGUCAAUGAUGAUGUUGACAAAGCUUACCAUGAAUUACGUGACUUUAUUUUACGGGAAUUGAAAUAAUUCAUAAAUCAGUGAUUUAAUUUAUUUAUUUUUUAUUUUUAUUAAAAAACAAAAACUUAAUUAUUUAAUUUACAAUAAUUAAAUAUUUAAUGAUACAAUAAUCAAAAUCAUGAAAACUUUUAAGUAUUUAUUGACAUGCCUUUUAUUUUAUAUUAAAAUAUGUAGACGAUAAAACGUAAUCACAUUUAUUAGUAAUAUUUAAAAAUAGCAUUUAUUUUUAAGUUAAUUUUACACAGACAACAUAUUAAUUAUAUUAACGAUCAUGUUUAUUUGUUUAUAAUUACUUUAUUAUUUUAUACAUUAUUAUUUAAAUUGUAAAAAAAUAAACUGAGAUUGUUCACCAAAAAAAGUUGUGUUCUAGUGACAAGAAUUUGUUACAAGAAAUAUUUUUCAAUAGACAUGUUAAAAAAAUAUAAAUAGAUUUUAAAAAAUAAAUAACAUCACUUUGCAUACAUAUAUUUAAUUGGAAUAAAGCAAAUUAUUUCUUUUUAGUGUAGUAAACACAACUUAAACUUAUCAUAAUGCAAAUAAAGUUAUGGAAAGAUAAUAGAGGUAUUAAAUUUUAAUUUAUAUUAGUAGUAAUUAACUGUACACUUUUCCUCAAUGUUGGUUUAUGUAAAAUAGUCACUAUAAAUUAGGGUAGUCAUUAAAAAUUAAAUUUUCUCAGGCACCCGUAAAAAGCUUCUUUUUUAGUGAAAAAAUACCUGGGGAAUUUGGUUUUUUUUUUUUUUU